Molecule: messenger RNA, 1207 nt
Organism: Nicotiana tabacum (common tobacco)
Lineage: Eukaryota; Viridiplantae; Streptophyta; Magnoliopsida; Solanales; Solanaceae
Source: RefSeq, a predicted model, not a curated record
GCUGUCACUUUAUAUGUAUGGUCAAUUUUUUGUGUAUCUAAUUUAGCUUCUUUCUAUCUCAUGCACAGUUUUCUGUUAAGUAUAAACUGAUGCAGGCUCCCAGGGUUGAAUUAGAUUUGUAGUCUUUAUCUUAGUCAACUCUUCUAACUACAUACUGGAAUUAAUUAAAAAAUUUCAGGUCCCACGAAGAUAUGUCUUUGAAGAUGAUAGACUACAUUGUUGAUGAGCAUGGCAUUGAUAUUGAUUCUGACUGUCUGAAGAAAGUGAAGGUCAAAUGAAUAUUUUAUCUCAUGAUGCGUUUUUACAUUAAAAUUUAAUGCACUCUUAGAUCAGAUAUUCUCUCCCCAUAAAGAUGCAAUCUCAGCACUAAAAAAUUUCAGGCUAGGAUAAAUUACCCCAAGGUUGUCUUUCUUCAUGGCAUAAUUUACUACGGUUUGGAAUUUUUUCUUGAGCUGUGCCUUGUGCUUUCAAAAUUAUAUUAUGUAAGAUUGACAAAUUUCAUGUUGUUUAUUGUUUCAAGAUCUUUAUUUUCAGUUUGUUGUGGAGCUUUAUUUUGGAUUCAAGGGAAAUGAUAGUUGCUUCUGAGGAAGGUAAUUCAGUGAGCUCGAAGGAGAAGCAGUUCUUGUAUGACAUUGUUGCUAAUGGGUGAAAUGGAAUAGAUGUUGACAAGUAACUGGCCCCCUCCCCUUUUACUUUCUUCAGAUGAAACUUAAAUUAUGCACUUGCAGCUGCAUUACAUGAAUCAAUCUUUUUGCAGAUUCGAUUACAUAGAGCGUGACACCAGAGCUUGUGGUCUUGGGUGCAAUUUUCAGUUCCAGAGGCUACUGGAAACAAUGCGUGUUAUAGACAAUGAAAUAUGUUAUCGCCCGAAGGAAUAUCUUACAAUCCACAAGCUAUUUUCCACACGUGCUGAUUUGCAUCGUACGGUCUAUAUGCAUCCAAAAGUGAAGGCAAUAGAGCUCAUGGUUGUAGAUGCCUUGAUAAAAGCCAAUGACCAUCUUCAAAUUGCUUCGUACAUAGACGAACCGGCUCAAUACUGGAUGUUAGAUGAUACAAUAGUCAAAAGAAUUGAAACUUCUACUGAUCGAGAGCUAGAGGAAUCCAGAAAUCUGAUUCGUCGAAUUCGAAGGAGGGAUAUAUACCAGGUAUAUAGUUGGAAAACAUCUAUAGCUUCAAGUUAUUUCCUAUUAUACAUGACCUAACGAUC